AUGGAUGAAGAUCCAUCAAUUGUAAAUGAUCCAAAAAAUAAACAAUUUAAUGAAGAUAUAAAUUCAAUAUUAUUAUUGUUUUCGAAAUCAACAGAAUGGGCAGAUUUUGUAAAAUGUUUAUCUAAAUUUGGGAAGUUAUUUGAUAAAUACCCAAAAUCAACAUAUAUUCAAUCGAAAUUAAUGGUAUCUAAAAGAUUGUCCCAAUGUUUAAAUCCAUCACUACCAAGUGGUUGCCAUAUGAAGGCAUUAGAAACAUAUGAUUUAAUUUUUACAAGAAUUGGGCAAGAAAGAUUAUCUAGAGAUAUUUCAAUAUAUGCAACAGGUUUAUUCCCAUUAUUUCAUUUAGCUAGUACAAAUGUCAGAGUUAAAAUUAUACAAUUAUAUGAAAAACAUAUUAUACCAUUGGGAUCAAGAUUAAUUUCUUGUUUAAAUGGUGUGGUAUCAUCAAUUUUACCAGGUUUAGAGGAAAACCAAGGUGAAGCUUACGAACAAGUAAAAAAUCUUUUAGAUAGUUUAUCACAAUCUACUGCUACAACAUUAUUUUAUCAAGCACUUUGGAAAACUUUAAUUACAACACCUUAUAAUCGUUUAUCAGCAUUAAAUUAUUUAUUAUUACGUUUACCAAAACAAACCGAUGUAUCAAAUCAAUUGAUGUAUUUACCCGAAAAAGAUACUUUGGUUUCACAAGCUAUAGCAAAUUCAUUAUCAGAUUCUAAAGUUUUAGUGCAAAGAAAUACAUUGGAAUUAAUUACAGUUCAUUUUCCAUUAUCAUUAAAUAUAUUUUCAAUGGAGGCAUUGGAGAGUUUGGUAAGAUCAGCGAUUAUGGUUGUUACACAUAAAGAUAUGUCAUUAAAUAAAAGAUUAUAUACAUGGUUAUUGGAAGAUAAGUCAUCAAAUCAGCCAUUAUCAAAUAGAGAAUACUUUGAAAAGUAUGGUAAAGCUCCAACAGUGAAUGCAUUUAAAAGAAUAUUUAGAAAAACUCUUGACUUUUUGGAAUAUUUCGAUAGUAAUCAACAGUUUAUAAAUUUAAAUAGUACAAUGGGUGGCAAUAGUAAUAAUAAUCUUAGUAGUUUCUUAAUAAAUAGUAUUGUAAUAAAUAAUACCCCAGUGUCACCAUCCAACGAUAAUAGUAAUAAUAAUAGUAAUAAUAGUAAUCAACCAAUACAACAAAUUAAUAACAAAGAGGCUUUACUAAAUUUAAAUAAUAUAAUAUUGCCAUUUAAAGUUUUAAUUUAUUUCUUUGAAAAGGAAGAGUUUCAAGUAAUUAUAAAAGAUAUUUUACCAGAUAUUUUAAAAUAUAUUUAUAUCUUCAAAGAUGGUUACUCAUUUUCAAAACAAAUUGUAAAAUAUACUGAUGACUUACUAGAGUCGAUUGCAGAUCAAGGUGCAAUUUGGGAGUUCUUUGGUCAAAUGCUUUUGGAUCAACCAAGUUUAGAGUCCAUCAAAUUGGUUGAAUGUAUUUUGGAUAUCAUGCACCUAUCCAAUGAAGAGGUACAAUCAAGUUAUCUUCCAGGUUUACUUGGAACUAUGAUCAAAUCAUUAUACAACAUUUUGGAGUUACAAGAUCAUCAAUUAAUUAUAGCUUAUACCCAACUAUUAUUAAAAAUAACAGGUAAAAUUAUUAUUGACACACCACAAUCUUUAAAUUGUUUAAUACAGUCGAUUGAAUCCUAUCAAGAUUAUUUCCUUAAAAUUUCAAAUUAUAUUCAAGAACAAUAUGAAAUAUUAAAUCAACAAAGUGGUAAUAUAGUGCAGCAAUCACAACCACUUCAAAACAAUAUAUUAUUAUCAUCACCUCAGGCUAUACCACAACCAACACCACAAUCACCAACAUCAUCACCAAAAUCAUCCCUCAAUAAUAAUACAGUUCAACAAUAUCAAACUCAACAACAACAACAACAACAGCUAAAUUCAGAAUUAUUUUUAGUUUUAGAUUUAUCUUUCCAAUUAUUAGUUGGCUUAAUUUCACAAUUUAAGAGUUCUACCACAUCCCCAAGCCAGUCACCUCAACAAACCUCCCCAGCAUUAGAGUCUACACCAAAAUGGUUUUAUCCAGUUUUAAGAUUUUGUGAAUCUGAUAACCCUUUCAUAUCCUGCUUGGCCAUCAAAACAUUUAUCAAUUUGGCAAAUAAACAUGGAGAUAUGACAAUGAGCAGGUCUUUCAAGAAUAUUAUUACCAGCGAACAUUUUAAUAAAUUAUCAAAGAAGCUCUGGUCGCUCUUAGACCCAACCUACAGCACUAUUCAUUAUCGUGUUGCUUCACUUUUCUGCUCAUUAAGAGAGCUCAAUGAACAUGCAGUUAGCGUAGUUAUGGCAGAUGCAAUGUUGGAUUCAGAUUUAUCUAAUCGUAUAGAGGGCUAUCAAAAAUUUGCUCUCUUAUGGAGAUUAACUGGUGAAUUGGGUAACUCUUCUUUGGCCUUUUCAAAUACACUAUUCUUAAUGUUAGAUUCUCUUAGUAAUGACGAACCAGUCAUUCGUUUAACUGGUCACACUUGGUUAGCCGAUUCGAUUUCCAGAGCUGAAAGAAUUUUAGAUCCACUAUUAAAGAUACUUUUGGACAAAUCUACCAUUAGAUUUAAUAACUUAUACCAGUCAGUAUAUGAUACACGUAGGGUAAUUUACGUUUUCAAAAUAUUAAAAACCAUUAUCGAGUGUGAUUUCAAAUUAUUCAUUCAACAUGUCAUCGAAAAACCAAUCUCUAAAGAUGUUAUAGCUUUAAAUGAUCAACAGGCAAUGAACUAUAGAGAGUCACCAAAAUUACAUCAAAAUUAUAUAUCUAAUCAAACAAAUUCACCAACAUUAGGUGGUGGUGAUAGCACAUAUAACGGUUUUAAAAAUAAUAAUCAACAACAACAACAACAACAACAACAAAAUCAACAACAUAAUCAACAACAAAUGGAGGCAUCGUCAGAUUUCUUAUUUAUGCCAACAAACAGUUACAUCGAUUUAUUAAUUAUUGUAGCAUUAAGAUUUAUUCAAGGUCAAGUUCCAACCUCAAUCGCAAGCCAUCAUAAUGGUGAUACUAAAUCUUUUGUUUCACAAAAUGAGGUUGUUCAAAUCUGCGCAGCAGAGUUCCUUCAAUACCUUUUAGCAAAGACUUCUAUCCAACCAAGCAAAGCCCAAGAUAUUGCAAAUUAUAUUCAGGAUCCAAUUUUACAAAAUUUAGCUCAAGCAGUUUCAACCUCAAACAUGGUGCUCCAAGUUCAUUUAUUAUCAUUAUUAAGAUCAAUUGUAUUGAUUGAUUCAACCUCAUCCUAUGUAUCAGCUUCACCAACCUUUUCAUUAUCACCAUCUUUAGAUAAUCAUCAUCAUCACCAUCACCAACAACAACAGCAAUCAAAUCCAUUAUCUAAUUCAAUGGGAUCCACAUCAUUAACUUCAAUAACCCAGUCACAAAUGUUUUUACAAACUACUGUUGUUGGUUUAAUUCAACCAUCCACUAGAUUUAAUAUUAGAUUCUAUUGGUUAGAUUUUAUAACUUUCUGUUUACCAAGAAUGACAAAUUCUGUACAUCUUUCAACUGUUGUAACUACUAUAGUUAAUUGUCUCCGUGAUAUUUUGGGAUCUUUUGAAUCAAGAACACUUUAUGAUAGUAUUACUUCUCGUGAUAUCAUUGUAAUUCUAAAGAGUUUAACUUUUAUCUUCAAUUUUUCAAUCUUAGAACCAGCAACAUCAUUCGAUAAGGUUAACCAAGAGGAAACACAACAAAGCCAUCGUUCAGCACUUGGUGUCAAAAUAUUUACAGAUUUUGUUAAAGAUGUUUUCACAAGUGAUAUUGAUGCUUCAGUUACUCUCACACCAAUUGGCCAAGUUAGAAAGGAUAUUUUUGCAGUACUUGCUGAUGUAUUUUCACCAUUCCUAAAGAUUUGGGGUCAGCCAAAAUCAAGUGGUCAAAACAAGAUUUCAAUUUCAACUGAUGUCUCUUCAGAUACACAUAAUAAAUUUGCAAUUCAAGAUUUAAUUCUUCAUAUUUUAGACCCAUUCAUGUUAAAAUACCCACAACAGUUUAUUGAAGCUAUGGUAGAGUUAUGGCAAAGAAACGAAGUAUCGCCAUCGAUUGCAAUGAUUUCAUCGAGCCCAAGUAUUUCAAAUAUUUCAUCAAUAUUAAAUAGUGGUAGUAGUAAUAAUACACCAAACACACCUAGUAUUGGUACCCCAACUCCUAGAGAUUUAGAAUCGAUUCAAAAUAGAAAGGUUAUUAUGGAAAUUAUCAAUAGUUUAGAGUCAAUUAAAGAGGAGUCAAUAUUCAGUGCAGCUCAUCAAAUUCUUGGUAUAAUUCGUAAUCAAGAACGUUCAAAGCUUUCAAAGACUAUUUUACACAAAUUAACAAUGAAAGAAAGUUCUCUCUAUGAUUUUGUUUAUAAAUAUAUUGAAGAGUACAGCAGCCAAUUUGAUGGGGUAUCGAUUGCAUUCCUAUCAUUUAUCAAAGAGUCUCUUCAUAGUUCAAAUCCAGUUACUUUUGUAUCACUCUUACAAAUUUUAAAUAUAUAUAUCAAAAAAUUAACACCUGAUGAAAAAACAAAAAAUCCAAACCGUGCUAAAUUAAACAAAAGAGAGUUACAAGAUCUAUUACCAAAGAUUGUCGAUGCAUGCUUUUUAAUUUCUGGUAGAGGUUUUAGUGAUAUCUCUGCAAUGUAUAUACCACCAUCAUCGUCAACUCAAAGUAACUCAAAUUCAUCAAUUGGUUCAGGUAAUAGUUUGGCAAAUACUCCUCCAUCCUUAGCACAUACUAGCUCGUCAUCAGAUAUUUUGGCUAAUAGUACACUAUCAUUCACUUCAUCACCACUUACAUUGGGCUCGAAUGCUCCUCCUAAUAGAAGCUCUGUUGAUUUUAGAAUGUUCCAAGAAAGUGGUUAUAUUCCAUCUUCAGUAUUACAAACCUUACCAUCAGCCUACACUUCUAGUAGUACCCCUAUUGGUGAGGAUGCCAGGGGUCGUUCAUCAUCAGGAGGUGAAUCAGACCCAUCAAUUUCAGCUCCAACAAAAUUAAAGAAAGAAGCUAAUCGUUUGAAAUCACAAGUUAGUCUCAAAGCAUUGAUUUCAUUGGCCAAUGUUUUAGCACCAUUAUUGGAUUCUAUUUUCGACGAUAAAGAAAAAAUCAAUACAAUUCUUGCAAAUUCACUCCACAAUGUUUCUGCCUAUCUAAGAGCUAAAACUCCAGAUGUCACCCGUGAUAAUACUUUUUAUACUGCAUGUCUUUUCAGUUCAUUAUCCGACUAUUCAUACAACUUAAAAUCAAUUAAAAAGGAAGUUAUCGAUUUAUUCCAUGACCAAGAUUUUUUCAAGAAUGACUUGAAGACCUUGGAGCAAAUUAGUAAAUUCCUCAAUCAAACAAUGAUUCACGAUAAGACUGCUCUUAGUGAUUUUACAAAAUUACUUCAUAAGCCAUGGUCAUCUUCAUCAUCAUUAAUGUUUACAAGCAAAGAUACCGAGAACUUAAAUAGGGCAAAGCAAUUGAAACGUUUAAGUUUCCUCAUUUACUCUGGAACAGAAAAUCAAUACCUCUCUAUAUUACCUUUAGUCCAGGAAAAGAUUGUCGAAGCACUUAAAAUCCCAAAUGCACCAGUGCUUCAUCUUCAAGUAUUUUUCUGUUUACGUGUACUUUUAGUUAGAAUCUCACAUCAAAAUCUUCGUUCCUUCUGGCCAAUUAUUAUUACAGAAUUAAUUGAUAUCCUUUCACACUCUGAUAACCACGACUUGGUAUUUGCAGCAUGUAAAUUUUUAGAUUUGGCUUUAACACUUCCAACAAUCACCGAGCAAUUCAAUUUGUUUGAAUGGGUAUUUGUCAAAGAUUGCUUUGUUAAACACUCACAAGAACCACCAUUCCAUCCAUUUGUUGACCAAAUCGCAAAUAAUAAACAACCACCAACCAAAGAACAACAAGCAGUUCAACAAGCUAAUAUCGAUACUCAAUUGGUUUUAACAUCAUCAGGUAUAAUAGAAACUCAAUUGUUUGAUGCACCAUAUUUACGUCCAUGUAUAAUGCUAAGAAAUGUUAACGAGCUUCCUUCAGGUUUUAAUGAAUUUAAAUCAUUCCUUUCAAACUUUUCAAACUGUAUCUAUAGUAGACAUUUACAAACAUCGAAGAAAUCUGUAGAUUAUAAAUUUAUAAAUGAAUUAUUAUGUUUCGACUUUUGUGAAUUGGAUACUUCUAAAUUAUCAAUUACACCAGAUUCAAUUUUAACAUUUGAAAAGAAACAAUAUCAUCAAAGACAACACAUUAAAUUACAACUAAAAUUAUUAGAGGAACAACAAUUAGAAUUAGAACAACAACAACAACAACAAAAUAAUCAAGAAAAUAAUCAAGAAAAUAAUGUAAAAUGGAUAAAAUCAAAUCAAAUUAAUAAUACAUCACCAAGAUCAAGAGCUAUUUCAAUUUCAAGAGAUUUUGAUCACUUAAAUUUAAAUAAUAAUAAUAAUAAUAAUAAUAAUACUACUAAUGAUAGUAAUAUUGACGAUAACACAAAUUAAAAAUAAAUAAUAUGUUAUUAUUAUAUAUAAACU
This is a messenger RNA of Dictyostelium purpureum, 6504 nucleotides long. RefSeq lists its product as uncharacterized. Gene Ontology annotation, cellular component: endosome; trans-Golgi network. The transcript is spliced from 4 exons. The record is from RefSeq and is a predicted model, not a curated record. Lineage: Eukaryota; Evosea; Eumycetozoa; Dictyosteliales; Dictyosteliaceae. Gene Ontology annotation, biological process: Golgi to endosome transport. Bases 1 to 6471 code for a protein of 2156 amino acids.